AUGGUCAGCAGAGAGCAAUCGAGAUUGAAUCUCUGUAACCUUGUUAUUGUUGUUGUUGUUGUUGUUGUUGUUGUUGUUGUUGUUGUUGUUGUUGUUGUUUGUGGCAUUAUCGUUGUUGUAAUCGCUGUUAUUGUUGCUGUUAUUGGUGUUGUCAUUAUCGCUGUUAUUGUUAUUGUUAUUUUUGUUAUUGUUAUAAUUAUCGUUACAAUUGUUGUUGUUAUUAGUAUCGCUUUUAUUAUCGUUGUUGUUGUCGUUAUUAUCGUUGCUGCUGUUACCGUUGUUGUUAUCGUUGUUGUUAUCGCUGUUGUUGUGAUUGCAUCGGAGCUAGGUUAG
Molecule: messenger RNA, 333 nt
Organism: Drepanopeziza brunnea f. sp. 'multigermtubi' MB_m1
Lineage: Eukaryota; Fungi; Ascomycota; Leotiomycetes; Helotiales; Drepanopezizaceae
Source: RefSeq, a predicted model, not a curated record